AUGGAGAUUUUGAAGCAGCUUCACAUCAACAAACCAUUUAUUGAUGCAUUUCAACAAAUACUAAACUACUCCAAAUUCGGGAAUUUUGUUCUUACAAAAAGGAAGAGAGUGGGAGAAUUUGCCACUAUGGCACUCACUCAUGAGUGCAAUCAAUUUGUUCAAGGAAAACUCCCGCAUAAGAUAAAGGAUCCUAGAAGCUUUACUAUACCAUGCAAUAUUGGAGAGUCUUUUUGUGGUAGACAAUUGUGUGAUAUUGGGCCAAGUAUUAACCUUAUUCACUUAUUCAUCUUCAAAAAGUUAGGAAUUCGAGCUGCUAGACAAACCACCAUCACACUUCAGUUAGUUGAUCAAAGUAUUUCUUACUCACAAGAGAAGAUUGAAGAUGUAUUGGUGAAGGUUGAUAAGUUUAUAUUCCAUGCAUACUUCAUUAUUAUGGAUUUUUGUGCUGACGAGGAAACUCCCAUCCUAUUGGGAAGAUCUUUUCUUGCCACAUGA
Molecule: messenger RNA, 495 nt
Organism: Lathyrus oleraceus (garden pea)
Lineage: Eukaryota; Viridiplantae; Streptophyta; Magnoliopsida; Fabales; Fabaceae
Exons: 1
Coding region: 1-495 (164 amino acids)
Source: RefSeq, a predicted model, not a curated record